CCAUAGCUGACAGGAUCUUGUUAAGAUUUUGUGGUCCUUAGAUUGAGUCAGUCCUAGGUUGAGUCAGGCAGGGGUGUGAGCUUAAGUGGUGAGGAGCGGAACUAUCAUCCGGUUGUGCACCUGUCACCAUGGUUGAGACACGUACUGGCAAGACUACCACCCCUUAUACGAAAGCUCAGGAAGAGCAAACCGUCGCAGUACUUAAAGAGAGGAAAGAGAAGGAGGCCAAGAAGGAGUUGAUUAGGCAGGCCAAAAAGCUGACCUUACAGCAGGAGCAGGCGGCGAAGAUGAAGAAGUUGGAGGAAGAGAUGGAGAGACUGAGAAAGGAGGAGGAAGAGAAGAUGAAGGAAGUAGAAGAAGAAGAGGUAGAAGAAGAAGAGGUAGAAGAAGAGGAGGAAAAGGAGGAGCCCUUGGAGAGAAGACGCACGGAGGAGAGAGACAACACUCUGGCACAUUGCUGCCUCAGCGCUCCCGCGUUCGCGCGAUUAGUAAAGGAGCAGUUAGAAGAGCAGGUUGUUGUAGCCUACGAGCCUGAGGGUCAUCUGAGGCAGGUCUUGGAGAAGCUUAGAGAGGCUAACUUCAAGAUCAAUGCAAAGAAGUGCGAGUGGGCCAAGACACAGGUUUUGUACCUGGGCCACGUCGUAGACAGAGACGACAUUAGACCCGAAGACAACAAAAUCGCAGCGAUUAGAGAUUGGCCAGCGCCCCGCACACUGACAGAGUUGCGAUCGUUCUUAGGCCUAGCUAAUUACUAUAGGAAGUUCGUAAGGAACUUCUCCACCAUCGCUGCACCCCUUCGCAGGUUGCUAAAGAAAGAGGCAAUUUGGAAGUGGGACAAGGACUGCACAGCUGCCCUGAAGAGAUUGAAGCCGGCCCUGAUAGAAUAUCCAGUCCUUAAGGUAGUCGAUCCGUCCCGGCCAUUUGUUGUUACCACCAACGCCAGUCAGUAUGGCAUAGGCGCUGUUUUACAGCAAGAUGAUGGCAAUGGAUAUAGGCCUAUAGAGUUCAUGUUCGCCAGAAUGCCUUCAAAGAAGAUGGCGACAUCCAGUUAUGAAAGGGAACUCUACGCUCUCAGGCAAGCAUUAGAUCACUGGAAGCAUUACUUGCUUGGGAGGCACUUCAAAGUCUAUUCAGACCACGAGACUCUAAGGUGGCUGAAGACUCAGGCCAAGAUGACACCUAAGCUUACUCGGUGGGCCGCAGAGUUAGACCAGUAUAACUUUGAACUGAAGCCAGUUAAAGGGAAGUUCAGACCAAUAUUGGACUUCCUAGCAGCAGAUGAGGGCAGGGCUGUGCUGUUGAACGUGGUGGACAUUUCAAAGAGGAAAAAGACUGCAGUUGAUCUUGCGAAGAUCUGGGAGCAGGUCAUCGGGAAGAUCAGGGUCCAAAGAAUCAAUGCAAUCUGCACGGAUAAUGAAGAGCUCAACAAGCAAGCUGCGCAAAUUUUCAGGAGGGGAACAAAUCUUCGAAUUGCCCGCAUUCCUUGGGUCCCUUGUGCAGCACAUUGCCUCAACCUGCUGCUGAAGGACAUACGUGGAGUGGACUGGGUGCAGGAAAUGGCGCAGGGGGCGAAGAUGAUGGUGAAGUGUUCAGACGUGGUAAGGGAAAGGUCGCUGAUUCUCUCCACAGAGAUGCAGUUCGCAUCCGAGUUCAUGAUGCUCGAGCGGUUGAACGAUAGGAGGAAGCUAUUGGAGGAGAUGAUGGAGGAGGGUUGGAAGGACAUCAGGUGGAGUGGAGCAAAGGACAAAGACAAAUCCGAAGCCACGUAUGUCACUGUGUGGUCCACGAAAUGGUGGCAGUUGUUGGAGAGGGCUCUAACAGUGAUGGUGCCCGUGUAUGAGCUGCUUCGGAAGAUAGACUGCAACGGCACGGCCCCGCAUCAGCUCUGGAACUUUGUUGAAGGCCUCAUGAAGCGUAACACAAUGAAGUUCUUGCUGUCUCAGUGCCCGGAGGGUUCCACAUGGAGGUGCAAAGAGAACCUUGACCUAUGGGCAGAUCUGCAGGCCUUCCACGGGGAGCCCACAGAGGAAAUGAAGCACAAGCGGGCAGAGGAGGCAAAGAAGAAGAGGGAAGAGGCCCAAAAGAAAGGGGAAGAGCCUCCAAACAAAGAGGAUGAGGAAAAGAGCUUCUGGACAAAGUUUGCCAAGUUUGACAGUGGGCUUUCGCAGCUGACCGCAUCUGAACGAUGGAGCACUCAUGGCAAAAGCCACAAGAAAUUGCGGGAGAUUGCAGUGAGGGUCACCGCCAUAUGGAGCACGACCACCCCAUGCGAGAGAAAUGGGUCGUCAGUGGAUCUGGUGCACGACAAGCGGAGAAACACAUUGGGCAGUGGGACCGUUGAGAAGCUCGUCUACGUUCAUUGGAACAAACAACUACAAAAGAUGAUUCGCCUAAGGAAGGCGCGCAAAGGGAGGGUCCCAAGGAUGAAGGGGGUAGAUGACUCGAGCUCCUCUUAUAGUAGUGACGAUGGGGAGGGCCUUAUCUGGAGGGGAAAUGGACAUAAGACACAAGAGCAACAGCAGCUUGAGGACCUCAAGGAGAUGCAACUGCUUGGUGAUGAUGUCGAGGGUGGUUAUGAAGAAAGGGAUGAGGCGGACGGGGAGGAUGAGGAGGAGGGGGAAGAGGACGAGGAGGGGGAGGACAAGGAAAAUGAGGAGAAGGUGGAGUUUGGCCUGCGUCCACCUCGAGAAAGUGACGAGUCAAACAACAGCGACGACGACAAUGUUGAUGAGGAUGACACAUGGAGGGCAGAUGCGGCGCACCAUGACGAUGAUGCCGAGUUCUUGAAGAUGAUGAGGCCCGCCUUCACGCAUGUUGAUAGUGAGGACGAGCGUGCUAGAACAGAGGCGCAAAACUUGGCCCACAGGGACCGGCCUCUCGUUGAGCAACGGAUGCAGCAAGAGGCUGGAAAGCGUGUGGCAGUUCCUGCUGCUGGUAGGAGGAAGACGGUGUCCACAGCUGCAGUGGGAGCACUGGGAGAAGGGGAAGAGCUAGGGAACACGGGAAAGGGACUGCAAGAAAAGGACACUGCUGCGAUGCAGCAACAUGCGGAAUACCCCAACCAUUGGAGGAUCAGCAGCAGCAGCGGGACUUGCAGCAGCAAGAGGAUGGGCUGCGGCAGCCAGAUUCUGAGAUGUGGCAAGAAGACGAUCGGCAGCAGCAACCGCAAGACGGGCAGCAACACCAAGAGCGACGGGAGCACCACGUAGAGACGCACGUGGAGGGGUCGCAGCAACGGGAAGCAAAUAAGCAGCCUAUGUAAAAGGAGGUGAUGUCACCGCAACACAAGGUGUCUGAGCAGCAGCAGGAACUGCAGCAGCGGGAGAAACAGCCAGUCAAAGCCCCUGCUGUUGAGUAUGCCCCCUUUCCGCCGUUGGUUGAGGCUAUACAUCGCAACAACCUUGAUGUGAGCCUCGCGGGAAGGAAGCAGAAGGAGGUUGCUCAGGAGGUAGGACCCCCAUGGUGAAGAGGGGACGAGGGCAUCCACGGAAGUAUCCGCAGGCCACAACAGAAGAAGUGGUGAAGACUGUUGACGUUGAGGUCCGGGUUGCCCAAGCACGGCGGAGUAAAGCUCCGAAGUUGCG
Chara braunii is the source of this 3584-nucleotide messenger RNA. The record is from the annotation of a GenBank genome assembly. Lineage: Eukaryota; Viridiplantae; Streptophyta; Charophyceae; Charales; Characeae.